Trifolium pratense (red clover) is the source of this 899-nucleotide messenger RNA. RefSeq names its product copper-transporting ATPase PAA1, chloroplastic-like. The coding region runs from base 92 to 556 and encodes 154 amino acids. NCBI's taxonomy places the organism in Eukaryota, Viridiplantae, Streptophyta, Magnoliopsida, Fabales, Fabaceae. The record is from RefSeq and is a predicted model, not a curated record. Gene Ontology annotation, molecular function: metal ion binding. The transcript has 4 exons.
GCUAAAUUAAAAAUUAAAUAAAAAAAGAAGUUAAAUAGACUCUAAAAUAUCAUAAGAGUAAAUACAAUUGAAUUAAGAUUGUUCUUCAAUCAUGUCAUCUUCAUCUUCAAUAGUUCUAAUCCAAAUUCCAAAAACAAUGGAUUCUGUUGUAACGCAAAAGAUACUUUUCAAACCUCUGAAUCUAAAUUUUCCCAUCAGAAGCGGCAUCCAACAGCAGCUGAACCACCGCGUUCUCUACCACAACUCUGUUAUGCCAUUGCGGUGCUCAGCCUCAACUCCUCCUCCUCCUUCUGAUGAUGCUAUUGUUCUCAAUGUUCGGGGAAUGAUGUGUGAGGGAUGUGCUUCUAGCGUCAAGAAAAUUCUAGAAACUCAACCACAAGUGUUAUCUGCUACUGUGAAUCUAACAUCAGAGACAGCACUAGUUUCCCUUUCCCCUUUGUUAUCCGAAGAUAAAACUUCACCAAAUUGGCAAAAGGAGUUAGGAGAAACACUUGCACACCAUUUAACUACAUGUGGUUUUACUUCUGCCCUUAGAGAUCAGGAAGAUAGAGACUAAAGGAGAUUAGCUUCCAUGUUGGAGUGAAUGGUAUAUCUUCAUUUACCAAAUUUGAAAGGUUUUAUGAUAUAACAAAACCCUUUAAACGACUGAACUGUUUUUCAAAUAGGUGAUUCUCUGAGGCCACUUGUGUUGAGUAUUGGAGAGCCAUGUCUAUGUUUGGAUGGAUUUGUAUGCUGUAGAAUUUACUGAUGUUCAAUCUUAAAUUAGUAUUAAUCUUAGUUAUCAAGAAAUCUGUGGACUACCUUCAGGGGGUAGUGUUCUGCAUAACAUCUGUGGACUUGUUUAUGUGAAGUUGGUCGGAUUUUGUGUGUAUAAUACAUACGACUUCUUUUGGGCCAAA